AUGAGCGGCUUCCGUCAAAAGUUCUUCAAACGCAAGAGCGAGCUUCCCACCGCACAGCCCGCCACCCCCACUGCCACAUCCCCUAUACCAGCUACCACGACCGCCGCCGCAGUCGACGACGUUCCCGCUCUUCCAUCGCAGGCCCCCCAAUUGAACGUUCCCGAGCCCAUUUCGCCGUCCGUGUCUCCCGGCGCCACCAACACCAUGUCCCAGACCGUUGGCGACAUCCACCGCGACUUUGCGCCCGCCCAGAGAGGCAACAACCUCGAGGGCGCCACUCUCACUUCGUCGUCCCAGCAGCCCGACUUUAAGGGCGACGAGUACAUUUACUCCGAUGGCGGGCCGUCCGCCGUGCCAAGCUCUUCCACUGGAGCUGGCGCUGGAGCUGGAGCUGGAGCUGGAGCUGGCGCUGGAGCCGGUCCCUCUGGCUUGGCUGGCUCCUCUGGACCCACCGCAGGAGGUCUGUCUUCUGGAGCUGGAGCCGGCGCUGGAGCAGGCGCUGCCGCCGGCGCGGGUUCUCGAUCGGCUCAGCCCACUCAUGCUCUGGACGCCCCCACAGACCCCACUCAGCUCCUCAUCGCCCGUCUCGACAACUGGAGAGCCACCGUGGCAUUCUUGAUCGAGUACAUUAACAUUGCCUCGUCGCAGCAGAAGCACCAGGUCGGCUACCUCGAGAAGACCCGCAAGGCCCUUUCUGAGGUGCCCCGCUUCGACGGCGGAGUCUCCUCCGAGCCUGGAACCCCCUCGACCCCUACCCAGCAGCACGGCUUCCAGCAGUCGCUCCGAGGCGGCCUCCCCAACCGAAGCAACGCCCAGACCGCCAAAAACAAUCCCACCCCCACCGGCGUGCACCAGGCCAAUCCCGAGGCCAUUGGCGUGACUCCCGCGCUAUCCAACAUAGCCACCCGACUGGACACCCUCAUUAACCUCGCCACACAGUCUGAGCAGAACCUCAAGACUUCCGUGCUGCCGUCGUUGGAGGAGCUCGAGGACGAGAUUGAGAAGCACAUCAAGACUCUCAAGCACUCGACCCUCAAGCAGUCACAAGAGGUCGAAAAGGUGCGAAGCAAGACCCACCGUUCCAUCGAGACCUUGGGUCAGUCGACCGCCGGCUUCACAGGCCUGCAGCAGUCGGCCAAGCACGACCCUUACGUGCUCAAGCGAGCCACUCUGGCCCAGGUCGGUGACCAGCUCAACCGUGAGAACGCUCUGUCCGACUCGCUGCUGUCUGUGCAGAACAACAUCAAGUCGUUCGAGCGACACAUUGUGCAGGUGAUCCAGCGUGCCGUCCAGCUGUCGUCGGAGAUCCUCUCUGGCUACUUUGCCAACGCCCACGACUCAUACGUGUCCUUUUCCGAGCGGUUUGCCGCUAUUCCCGAGGACUUUGAGUGGGACGAGUUUGCCCAGCGGGAGAAGCACCAGCUGGUCGACCCCCAGAAGGCCAAGCGGUCGUUGGACUCGGUCACUUUCCCCAACUCGGACAACCCCGCCGCCCAACCUCUGGUGUCUGGUAUCUUGCAGCGAAAGGAGGGCCACAUUGUCAAGAACUACACCUCGGGCUUCUACGUGCUUACCCGAUCGGGUUUCCUGCACGGCUAUGCCUCUGAGGAUCCUCUGAUUGAGCCUAACCCCAACUUCUCGCUCUACGUUCCUGACUCUACCAUUGGUCCUCUUCCUCCUCGAGGAGGAGACCUCAAGCUCAAAAUCAAGGGCAAGGACACGUCUUCCACCAUUCCCACCAAGAAGACCAUUACUCUCAAGGCUGCCACCUACCAGGAGCUGCAGCUGUGGUACGACGCCUUCCUCAAGGUCAGCGGAGGAAAGACCAACUUUUCCUCUGCCGACUUUGAGGACGAGCCUGAGGAGCACGCUGCUGGUCUCGGAGCUGCUGGCGCUGCAGGUGCCGCAGGUGCCGGGGCUGGCGCUGGGGCUGGAGCCGCUGGAGCUGCCGGUCAAUACGCUGAACAGCCCGGUGCUUCUGCCGCUCAGUACGCUGAGCCUGCUACCGGUGCUGCUGGUGCCGUUCCUGCUUCCGCUGCCCAAUACGCUGAGCCCGCUACCUCUGCUGCUCCUGCUGCUCAGCAGUAUGAGCCCACUCAGCAGUUUGAGCCCUCUCAGCAGUCAUAUGAGCCUCAGUACGAGCCCACCGCUGGCUCUUCCGUGCCCGGUGGUGCUGCUGCUGCCGGUGCCGCCUCUGGCGGUGCUGCUGCUGCUGGUAUUGCCCCUGUGUCUUCUGGAGUGCACACCAUUCCCGAGGAGGAGGAUGCCGGAGCCGGAUUCGACGGCACCCACCGGGCUGAGUACACGCCUGAGCCCGUUGAUCCCGGCUUCAACGCCCCCGCUGGCGGCUCUGCGCAGCUCCAGGAUGGCCAGGUGACUGACCAUGGAGCUCUGCAGGGCAAAUACGGCGACGUUGAGGACGUCACCCAGGGUCUGCAGCAUUCUUCAUUGGACCCCGGCCGUGCUCCUCUGGCUCCCGGAGCUUCUGCUCCUCUUGAGGGUGGCUCGCAUCUGGAUCCCGGUCGAGUUGGUUCUCCUGCUCUUUCCACCGACGCUGUCCAGGGUUCGCUUCCUGGCACUCCUGGCCCUGGCCAGUUUUAA
Yarrowia lipolytica CLIB122 is the source of this 2601-nucleotide messenger RNA. RefSeq lists its product as uncharacterized. The record is from RefSeq and is a predicted model, not a curated record. Lineage: Eukaryota; Fungi; Ascomycota; Dipodascomycetes; Dipodascales.